Cherax quadricarinatus is the source of this 432-nucleotide messenger RNA. The record is from RefSeq and is a predicted model, not a curated record. NCBI's taxonomy places the organism in Eukaryota, Metazoa, Arthropoda, Malacostraca, Decapoda, Parastacidae.
GUGUGAUCGAGGGCAUUCUACUGGUGGUGGUGGUCAGGUUACCAAGGAUAAGCAUCAAAUACGUUCGUGUCUCCAGUCAUCAACAGUCAAGAUAUCCGGCGCUAUCAAGCUUCCAGCCUCGUCCAUGGUGCAGGUGGAGUGGGGAGAUGGUGAGACCGACGUGUACCCUUAUGUGUGGCUUCGAGACCACUGUCAGUGUCCAAACUGUUUCCAUCCCACAACCAAGUCACGGAUACUGUCGCUAGAAGACUUCCAGCUAUCAGUCUCACCCACCUCCAUCCAGGUUGUGGAAGACGGCAGGAGAGUUGAGAUAGGUUGGUCAGACGGACACCUGGGUACCUACCCAGCCUCCUGGCUCCACCAACGUGCAUUCAAUACUCACCAGCUCAACCUCAGAGCCGAAACAGUAAGGUAAGAACAAGUGUCCGUACU